This is a messenger RNA of Colletotrichum tamarilloi, 243 nucleotides long. Its product is annotated as F-box domain-containing protein. NCBI's taxonomy places the organism in Eukaryota, Fungi, Ascomycota, Sordariomycetes, Glomerellales, Glomerellaceae. The record is from RefSeq and is a predicted model, not a curated record. Bases 1 to 243 code for a protein of 80 amino acids. The transcript has 2 exons.
AUGGAACCCAUCCGCGCCCGUAAACGACCCACUCCGGCGCCGGCAGCAGAAAGGUCGCUCCGGUCUGCCGACAAGGAGGCCUCCGACUGCACCCAGCUCGCCGGUUUCACAGAUCUGCCCGCAGAAAUCCACCUUCUCAUUUCCAAGCAACUCAUCUACCCCGACGCCCUCUCACUGAAACACACCAGCAGCUACUUCUACUACCUCGUUGACACGGGCGCUUCUGAUGCAAAGGCGACGUGA